Messenger RNA from Rotaria sp. Silwood2, 1545 nucleotides. NCBI's taxonomy places the organism in Eukaryota, Metazoa, Rotifera, Eurotatoria, Philodinida, Philodinidae. The record is from the annotation of a GenBank genome assembly.
AUGACAACUAGUGCCCUUACUUUAUUUGUUAAUUGGUGGCUAGGUCGAUGGUCAAAUGCGGAACGGAUUCGUUAUGCAUCGAAAUCAACAAAUGACAGUUGUACUCUUGAAGAUCAAUCAUCUAUUCGAAAUAUGACAAAUAAUGAAUGGCACAAAAAACGAGACAAUUAUUUCUAUGUCCUUCUCGGAUUCGUCAUGUUAAAUAUCAUCCUUUUAUUUAUACGUACAAUUCUCUAUUUUCUCUCCACUCAUAUUGCUGCACGAACACUUCAUAAUCAAAUGUUCAGUUCAAUACUUCGUGCACCUGUACUCUUCUUCGAUACAAAUCCAAUUGGUGAUUCUAUAAUUCGCUUUAGUAGACAAGUUAUUGUUUUUUACGUUUUAGGUCGUAUUAUAAAUCGUUUUUCGAAAGAUAUCUCGUCGAUUGAUGAAAAACUAUCUGAAGCGACAUACAAUUUUACUGAGGCAUUUUCCAACAUUGUUUCAACAGUUUCUUUUAUUGCAUUCAUUCAACCAUUGUCAUUAAUAUCAUUAUUAUUUGUUGGUGCAAUACUAGAACGGAUACGAAGGAUUUUUAGUCCCGCAAUACGUGAUAUAAAGCGGCUUGAAAGUCUCGGUCGAUCACCAAUCUAUUCUCAUCUUUCCUCAACAAUUCAAGGUGUACCAUUGAUUCGCUCCUAUGGAGCACAAACAAUGUGUACACGAGAUUUUUCUAAUUAUCUUGAUGAACACAGUCGCGCUUAUAGUGUAAUGCUUACAAUGAAUCGAUGGGUAGCAAUGAGAAUCGAAUCUGUUGUAGCAGCCUUUAUCGGCCUUCUUACAUUUUCAAUGUUAUUCGUUCAUCGAAAUUUGCCUGUAUCUGAUUUGGGUCUUAUUUUGGCUUAUUCAUUUACAUUGAUGGGCUCCGUACAAUGGAUAGUACGAUUGACUGUUGAUGUCAUGAUGCAGAUGACUAGCACGGAACGAGUGAUUGAAUAUGUUGAUUUGAAACCAGAAGAAUCGUCAACGAUUGAUCAAUUGAUUGUUUUACCACCACAAUGGCCAAUCGGUUCUAUUGUUUUCGACAAUGUGUCCUUUCGUUAUUCACCAGAUUCAUCUUGGGUACUUAGCAAUAUCAGUAUUUCCAUUCAACCGGGUGAAAAAAUCGGUAUCGUUGGUCGAACCGGGGCCGGUAAGAGUUCAAUCAUUCAAUCAUUAUUUCGUAUGGCUGAACUUGAUGGUCGAAUAUUGAUCGAUGAAACGGAUACAAAACAAAUUUCGUUGUAUGAACUUCGUCGGCGUAUUUCAAUUAUUCCUCAAGAUCCUGUUCUUUUCAAUGAUACUCUUCGAAUUAAUCUCGAUCCAUUUGGUGAAUAUUCCGAUAUUGAAAUAUGGAGUGCACUCAAUGAGGUAUUAUCACAUGGUCGUGCUGUUGAGUUUGCAAGUGCUCACGAAUUAUUAGUCGAUGAUCAAUCCUAUUUUUCUCAACUUCUCUCGCAAACUGGUCACCGUGAAGCUGAAUAUUUGAGGCAUCAAGCCAAAAAAGCCGCCAAGUCGCGAAAGUAA